Rhinolophus ferrumequinum (greater horseshoe bat) is the source of this 2792-nucleotide messenger RNA. RefSeq names its product SEC14 like lipid binding 2 (gene SEC14L2). The coding region runs from base 135 to 1346 and encodes 403 amino acids. Gene Ontology annotation, cellular component: cytoplasm. NCBI's taxonomy places the organism in Eukaryota, Metazoa, Chordata, Mammalia, Chiroptera, Rhinolophidae. The transcript is spliced from 12 exons. The record is from RefSeq and is a predicted model, not a curated record.
UUUAAAGGGCGGGGCUUGGCGGUCAGCCUAGUGGCCGGGGCAAAGGCUGGGACUUUACUUCAGCGGCAGAGAACGAGUCCAAGCUCCAUCAGCUGCUGCAACCGCCGCGCCCCAAGCCCCGAGUCUGAGCCACGAUGAGCGGCAGAGUCGGCGACCUGAAUCCCAAGCAGAAGGAGGCGCUGGCCAAGUUUCGGGAGAACGUCAAAGAUGUGUUGCCCAUCCUGCCGAAUCCAGAUGACUAUUUUCUCCUGCGCUGGCUCCGAGCAAGAAGCUUUGACUUGCAGAAGUCCGAGGCCAUGCUCCGGAAGCAUGUGGAGUUCCGAAAGCAAAAAGACAUUGAAAACGUCCUGAGCUGGCAGCCUCCAGAGGUGGUCCAACUGUACCUGUCUGGGGGCAUGUGUGGCUACGACAUGGAAGGCUCUCCCAUCUGGUACGAUAUCGUUGGACCUCUGGAUGCCAGGGGUCUGAUCCUCUCAGCCACCAAACAGGACUUGCUGAAGACCAAGAUGCGGGACUGCGAGCGGCUGGUGCAGGAGUGUCAUCGCCAGUCUGAAAAGCUGGGGAAGAGAGUGGAUACCGUCACCCUGAUUUAUGACUGCGAGGGGCUUGGCCUUAAGCAUCUCUGGAAGCCUGCUGUGGAGACCUACAUAGAGUUUCUCUGCAUGGUUGAGGAUAAUUACCCUGAAACACUGAAGCGUCUUUUUGUUAUUAAAGCCCCGAAACUGUUUCCUGUGGCCUAUAACCUGGUCAAACCUUUCCUGAGUGAGGAAACUCGUAAGAAGAUUAUGGUCCUUGGGGGAAACUGGAAGGAGGUUUUACUGAAAUAUGUCAGCCCUGACCAGGUGCCUAUGGAGUAUGGGGGCACCAUGACUGACCCUGAUGGAGACCCCAAGUGCAAAUCCAAGAUUAACUAUGGGGGUGAAAUCCCCAAGAAGUAUUAUGUGCGAGACCAAUUGAAGCAGCAGUAUGAGCACACUGUGCAGAUUUCCCGUGGUUCCUCCCACCAAGUGGAGUAUGAGAUCCUGUUCCCUGGAUGUGUCCUCAGGUGGCAGUUCAUGUCAGAUGGCUCGGACGUCGGUUUUGGGAUUUUCCUGAAGACGAAGAUGGGGGAACGGCAGAAGGCAGGGGAGAUGACAGAGGUGCUGCCCAACCAGAGGUACAACGCUCACCUGGUGCCUGAGGAUGGGUCCCUCACCUGCACCGAACCUGGCAUCUAUGUCCUGCGGUUUGACAACACCUACAGCUUCAUUCAUUCCAAGAAAGUCAGUUUCACUGUGGAGGUCCUGCUUCCUGACAAAGCUUCAGAAGAGAAGAUACAAGAGCUGGGGUCAGUCACCCCAAAGUAAUGCCUCCUCCCACAGCAGGCCUGGCUCCCUCAGUGUCUCCCUGUCAGUUUCUAUCCCUUACAGCAGUCAUUUUCCAGCACCCUGACACCCAAAGAACCUGGGCAGAAGAAAGACCUCCGCUGGAUCUGGGGAGCUUGUAUCUCAAAAUUAGGAAGAGGGAGAGUAACAGGAGGGGGUCUCCUUGCCGUUUAGGUACUAAGAAUUCCCCAGGGGCUGGGCACCGUGACAGGAUCUAUUUGUCCUGUAAGCUGUGUCCACGUCACCUACUUGUGACAGCUGAGACUGGAAGGGGUUGUCAUGGGGUGGCAGCAGGGAAGAAAUUAGAAAAAAAGGGGAGAGAUUGAGACUUAAUACUUCAGGGAAGCCAGCAGCAGGGGAGGAACUUGCAGCCAAAUGAACGUGUAAGGCUAGAUCAUAACAAGGAGUAACAAGGUAGCCGGUUGCUAGAAUUAUGGUGGGGCUCAGAGGCCCUUCUAGUCUUCCUAUCACUGAGGAUGGGGUCUUUGGCUUUCCUCAGGUCUCAGGAGGUGGCCAAGAGUCAGCACAGAUCUUCCCACUCAGGGGUAGACAGGCAGGCCUUUCCAUCUCCUUGAGUGAGAGCUUCAGCAACUCCUGGGCCCACUGGCUGCCUCUUUAAUUACUAAUGAUUGUCAUUGAUUCAGAGCUUCCUGGGACAGUGAGCUUUGGUACCCAGCCACUAUCCUCCAAUGCAAACAAAGCACAGGAAAAUUACCUCCAGGGAACCUAGCUCUGAGAAGGGCGGCUGGGGAUGGGUGUGUCCUGACGCUUCCACUGCCCUUCUCUGUGUCGCAGCUUCCCCUCAACUAACUCUCCAUUUGAGCCUCCUACACAAAAAUGAAAAGCGGGAUCCAGACAGUAGAGCUCAGUGAGAGCAUUUGCCAGUUUGUUUCCCACGGUGCUGGCCAACUCGCUUCCUGAUUGACCUAAACAAGGGCCUUGGCAGUUCCAUCUCUGUGGGAGGCCUUUGGUGGGUGCCAUGGGUUCCUAGUGCCUGGUGGGGAAGCUGCCCAGGCAGGAGGCCAAAGGCCAGGCCAGCAUCUGGCAGAGCCAGGGGCUGGAGGAAGCCACAAAUAGCCUCGGCCCCUCCAUCCACGGUGACAAGCAGGGAUAGCCAUAGAUGGCCACAGGGACGCUCAGCGACCAGGAGAGGGCACCGGCUCUGCGGGCAACCACAGCUCUUGUCCCAACCCCAUGUUCUGCAAACGCACACCACGUCCUGGGCUGCAGAGAAUAUGGGAAGGAGGCUCAGCCUGGGGAGCUGGUCUGGCGAAGCUGAAGGAGCUGGAGGAGGGACAAGGCUGGCGCGGACCUGAGGGGGCCAUAGGCCGCUAGGGCCCAGCCAGAACCCUCAGGAGGACAUCCCGACUUUGGUUUACAACGCUCUGUUAGCAAAAUUAACCAAUGAAUAAAGCAACGUUCAGUGCA